Messenger RNA from Lachancea dasiensis, 1659 nucleotides. The record is from the annotation of a GenBank genome assembly. NCBI's taxonomy places the organism in Eukaryota, Fungi, Ascomycota, Saccharomycetes, Saccharomycetales, Saccharomycetaceae.
AUGCUGAGAACCGCUCGAUGGACCACCGUGACGGCGUCCAGGUCCGUCAAGACCCUACACACACCGAUAUACAAUGGAUCAGAGCUGACAACUCGUCAAAACCUGCUCUCACACAUUGGGCUACUCGAAAAGAUACUUAUAUCGGCAUCCUACGAUCGAUCAAUGCUGUACUCUGGCAAAUACAAAAAAUUGCCCCAAGUCAUAUCUGGGAACGACUCAGUCAACGUCAAUUUUGUACUUAAGGAGUUUUUAACUUCGUUACAAUUGGCAGAAGCGGAAAAUUUAAACAUACAACGAGAUCCAUCGGUCAAAUUGGGUAAGAUUGGUCUUCAAUUGUUUAUGGAUUGCCAUCAGGGAAAUGUAACCGCAUUUGGCGCGUUGCUUUCAAGAGCUUUACUGGAGAGUUACAACAAGUGUCCGACCCGGGAAAUGGUGUUCGAACUGGAGACAGCUUUAAAAAAAGUUCAAACUUUUCUACGGGAAAAUAGAGUGGUCUCACAGGAGCCACGCGACAUCGACCGUUUAGUUCAUAAGAUGUGUACCCAUGAAAAGAAUGCUGCGUCCAUCAUUAGGGUGCUACGAGAGCUAGACUAUAAUCUUGUAUCCGAUGACGUGGUGCGCGUGGCGCGCGGAAAAAGGACGCAAGAUGACAUUGAAGUUUCUAAAGGUUGGAAAUUUGCUACUGGGGUCAUCGACACUAACGACGCCUAUUUGAGAUCCUUACAAGUUCAUAAAAAUAAGUUGGUUAGCAUCAGUUCUCCAAUGCUGGUUUUGGUACACGACGGUCACUUGCGUGAGGCCAAUAACAUUCUUCCAGCUUUACAUUACGCCACUAAGCAGAAAAAAAAUCUGGUCUUGGUGGUGAACGGCGAUUGCAAAGGGGACGCGCUUGCUGCCAUCACAAUACACAAUAACAAAAAUAGGCGACAGAAUGUGGAUUCGCAAGUGGUGGUACUGAAAUACUCGAGUCGCCGUGGUAAAGUUUUACAAGAAGAUUUGGAUUUCAUUACAUUUUUGAAGUUACCACACGGCAUGGGUAGCAUUUAUUCACCCACCAUUAGCGAAUUUGUGCCCAGCUCCGCCUCGGCGUCCCAAUUCUUCGGUACUCUGGAGUCCCUAAAGGCCACCACGGGUGAGGCCUUCCUUUACAAUUCCGGAAUCGAUAUUCAAAACGAUGCAUCGCGCACCACCGUGACUCUACACGUUGGGGGUCAAAGUGAAUUUGAAAUUGACCAUAGAAGAGCAGAGCUGGAUCACGUCAUUAACAAUGUACUCUGUCAUGGGUUAUCACAGGGUUGGGUACCGUCGCAAGGUGUUAGUCUAGCCAAAUGUGUCAAAGUACUAGAGAGUAGUUCCGACGCUCAUCAUUUGGGGAAUCAAGCUCUCAUUGAAAAUUUAACAGCGCCUCUAGAAAACGCUUUGCGCAAUUCCUACGGUGCUCAGAAAUAUCAAGCAUCAAGGUUGGUGACGGAGACGAUAAACGAUCUUCAAUUUACAAACGCGUAUCUUCCGGACAAGACAUCUACAAUUGAGCAUGGCAUCUUAGAGCCUUGGAAUAAACUGGACCAAACAUUGUCUGGUGUAACCUCGUUUAUAAAAUUGGUUGCCAGUUGUGAAAUUUUGGUGACGCGGUUUUUCGACAAGCCAAGGAAGGAUUAA